UUAUAGCCGCUGUCACUGCUGAAAGUAGAGGGCCCAGCAAACACGAUGUAUAUGUUAGAAUGCGUGUAUUGUGGCAAAGUGAGCGUGAACCUAUACACAUGCGGUAUUGCAUUGUAAUGUAUUGUUCUGAUCAGUAUGCUGUUUUAUCAUGAUACAGUCAAUACACAGCCAGUAAGCCCCGUCUAACCGCAGUGCGCAACAACUUGCACAAUACACAUAGUGUCUAUUCUACAUUUAUUAUUUAGUCACGUUCUUCAUUUACAUAUAUGCUCUGAACGAUUAACAGUUAACAUCCCAUGUCCUACUGAACAAGGAAGUAAAUUUACGAGUGUCUGUUACCGGCCUCAGGAGGAGUCACACUCAAGCAAUGCAUCGCCAGGGACACAUCGCUCUUCGUGUGGUGCUCGUUAUAGCAGUCUGUGUACCGGACUCGUCACAUGGACAAAGCGGGAUUGAGAAGGAACUUCAUCCUCAAAAUGGAUUCUACAACAACCUAUUCGAGCCUGAAUGGGGGACCACAGGUAACGAGUUGCUCCGGUCAGCACAGGCCUCCUACAGUGACCAGGUAUAUGAGCCGAACCAACAAGGACGACCUAACCCCCUGGACAUCAGCCAGGCGCUUCACGCCGCCGGCAGCAGCGGAGACGCAUCGACAUCAGGCAAAAAUGCCAUGCUGGUAUAUUUUGGACAACUGGUUGCUGAUGAAAUCGUUAACGCCCGAAGUGCAGGGUGUCCCCCCGAGUAUGACAACAUCAGGGUACCCGAGGGACAUCUCUAUAGAGACGCCGCUGAGGAGAUGGUCUUCAAGAGGGCUGGCUACAACCAAAGGACCGGAAUCUCUCCAAACUAUCCCAGACAGCAGCAAAAUGGGGUGACGCCGUACCUUGACGCAGGUUUUUUGUAUGGAACAACACGAUUCUGGACCAACGCUAUCCGGGAAUUCAGCGGUGGUAGAUUAAAGAGAUUGUCUCCUGUUGGCGUCAAGAAUAGCUUCCCCGCCCUGAACGCUGACCGCCUGCCACUGUACAACCCCCCAGUGCCCCGCGACCACAGCUUGAGGGAGGCCAGCCGAUUCUUUCUCAUGGGCAACACACGAGGCCAUGAGAACCCGUUUCUGCUGAGUCUGCAGAUUAUCUGGUUCCGAUGGCACAACCACUUGGCAGAUGAGAUCUCCAGGACAAACACCACACUGACAGAUGAGCAGGUGUUCGAGGAAGCCCGACGCCGAGUUAUUGCCCACUUCCAGAAAAUCGUUGUAAAGGAAUGGCUUCCCCAGUACCUGGGGCCGGGGACGGGGCGCGAUAACCCGGCGUACAAAGGGUACAACCCAAGGGUACAUCCAGGUGUGACGCAGGAGUUUGCUAUGGCAGCCAUGAAGUACGGCCACACCCUCGUCCCCGCCGGCGUCUGGACAAUCAGUGACACCUGCACCGAGACAGUGACGUCCGACCAGGGUUCGCAGGGCGAAACCAGGCCCGUCCAAGCCAUCAGGCUAUGUAACACAUACUGGGACUCUCAGGAUCUGGUUCAACAAAACAUCGACAGCAUUGUCCGGGGGAUGGCGCUGACACAAGCCAAGGCCGACAACCCGACAUAUGUGCCCGACUUAAGAGAGUAUCUGUACGGGCCGUAUGAGUUUUCGCGGCAAGAUCUAGCAGCACUUGAUAUUCAAAGGUCACGUGAUCAUGGACUUGCCAGCUACAAUUCAGUCCGUCAAGCUCUCAAUAUGUCGUCUGCGACCACCUGGGGUGAUGUCACAAACGACACAAGACUCCAAGACAGUCUGCGAGCUGUGUACGGCAAUACGUCCUUCUCUGAUGACCUUGACCUUAUCACUGGCGGGCUGUUGGAGACAAGGGGAAGUGGACCGGGAAAACUAUUCUCCGUCAUCAUACAGGACCAGUUCCAGCGCAUCAUUGACGGAGACCGGUUCUGGUACGAAAACACUCGGAAUGGACUGUUUACGCAAGAUGAAAUACGGCAGAUUAACAGUGUGACGUUCCGGCAAAUCUUACUGAACGUUACUAACAUCCAACCAAAUAAUUUGCCUGGUGACUUAUUCAGCUGUCGAGGCAAUGCCACUUGUAACUGUCGCCCCCCUCCAAACGUUGACGGCAACAACAGCACGAUGUUCGGCGUCUGUAGCAAGCUCCAGACUUACGACUUCUUCAGUGGCAGCGAGGCGUCCUUCGCGCUCUCAAUCCUAGCAACAGGUCUAACCAUUCCAGGGUCUAUCGGCAUGCUGCUGAUGCUGGUGUGGUUGCGGAAGAGGAGGGAGGCCCGGAGGAACAUGUCAAGACCGAGGAAGACCGACAAGACCAAGUUUGCAGCAUGUGAGUGGUUGGGGCCAGAAUCCGGAAAAAGAAAUGUCACCGUGGAGUUCAACAAUCAACGGAAGAAGAUAAAAGUAACGGACAUGCGCGGCAAAGAUCUUCGAUUCAUUGACCUGCGCAACACAGAAAAGGCGACGCUUAGAUUAUCUUACGACAAGCGCCUGGAUCUGCUCUCUCUCCGUGUCCCUGGGGAGGUGGACCUAAUUCUCCGCUUCGGGGACCUGGGCGAGCGGCAGGAGAUGCUGCAGUACACGGAGGAGUUCCUGCAGUCGCUGGGCGUGCAGACGGAGAGACAGGAGCAGCCGGAACUCAUCAUCCUCAGUCACUCCAACAACAAGGAUGACAGACAGAAGCUGCUGGACAAGUUCUUCAGGGUCGUGUGUCUGCAGGCUCUGAAGAAAGACCCGACUGCGGAGGUGUGGGAUUUCGAUGACGAUGCUGCUAACGAUGUUAUAAAACUGAAACUGACAAGGACAGAGUUUGCUGAAUCUCUGGGUAUGCAAGCCUCGUCCAUCUUCAUCAGGAACGUCUUCCUUCUCGCCGAUACCAACAAUGACGGCUUCCUAUCCUUCAAAGAAUUCCUGGACCUGUUUGCCGUGUUCGCCAGAGGCACUGCUGAACAAAAGGCCCAGAUGAUGUUUAAUAUCUAUGACAUUCGCCGGCGUGGCUAUCUCACUCGGGAAGAUUUCUUUAAAAUGAUACGUUCCCUGCUGGACCUGUCUGACGCCAGCUUGGAUAACGCCCACGUAACCAACCUCAUGGACGUCAUGUUCAGAGACGCCGGCAUCGCCGACAAAGACACCAUGAGUUUCGAGGACUUCAAGAAAGUGUUUGUAUCUAAAGAGUAUGAAUCGACCCUACACGCAGCCUCCAUUGCGGACGGUGGAGCUCUCUCCAAACACACCAAGGAGGAGUCGCCAUUGAAGGGAAGACGCAAAACGUUCAUCCAAAGCUACAGGGGCGCCAAAGAAGGGGGGAGACAACUCAGCCGUCAAGCCUCCAGGGUGCGAGCACCGGUCAGGAAACAGAAGUACCCAGGCACCCCUCUGGCCCAGAGGUGGUACGCCUUCAGCCGCUAUGUGGAGAACUACCAGUGCCACAUUUUCUGGCUGUGUCUCUACACCCUGGUGUGUGUGGGGAUCUUCACCGAGCGGGCAUACUAUUAUGCCGUGGGUCGAGAACAUGCGGGACUGAGACGUCUGUCUGGUGCGUGGACGACGGCGAUGAUCCGUGGAUCUGCCAGCGUCAUCAUGUUUAACCUCGCCAGCCUUCUCGUCACUAUGUCUCGCAACAUCAUCACGAGACUCCGGGAGACGUUCGUCCAUCGUUUUGUACCCUUUGACUCGGCAGUCUCCUUCCACAAGUACAUAGCUGCCGUGCUGAUGAUAGCAUCAAUCGUUCACAUCGUGGGCCACUGCGUCAACCUCUACUGCAUGAGCACUCAGCCGGCGCAGGACCUCAGCUGUCUGUUCAGGGAGUUUUUUAGAGCGUCACAUGUCCUCUACACAUUCCACUUUUGGGCAUUCCAAACUAUCACAGGACUCGCCGGGAUCCUGGUCACCGUGGUGAUGUUCAUCAUGUACGUGUUCGCCAUCCAGUUCGCUCGACGCAACGUCUUCAACGCCUUCUGGUUCACUCACAGCUUCUACAUCUUCGUCUACAUCUUGACAUUCAUGCACGGCAUCGGGCGUCUGGUGCAGGAUCCGCUGUUUCCCUGGUACCUGAUCGGCCCCUUGCUGGUGUACCUCGUCGACAGGACUCUCACCUACAGCAGGCACAAGGUCGAGAUUAUUGUCAAGAAAGCCGAGCUGCUUCCGUCAGCUGUGAUAUUUCUGGAGUUCAAACGUCCCGCUAACUUUGACUACAAGUCUGGGCAGUGGGUCCGUAUCGCCUGUCUGAAUCUGGGGAAGAGUGAGUACCACCCUUUUACUCUGACGUCAGCUCCGCACGAGGAAAAUCUGUCUUUGCACAUCCGGGCAGUUGGCCCGUGGACCAGCAAUCUGCGCGAGACCUAUGACCCCAGCAACCUUGACAUGAACAAGUUACCCAAGUUGUAUCUCGACGGGCCAUUCGGCGAGGGGCAUCAGGACUGGUACACAUUCGACAUCGCAGUGCUUGUGGGUGGCGGGAUAGGCGUGACGCCGUUUGCCUCCAUUCUCAAAGACAUUGCGUUCAAGUCACAGACGGGGGCUCGCUUUACAUGUAAAAAGGUGUACUUCGUGUGGGUGACGCGCACCCAGAAGCACUACGAGUGGCUGGUUGACAUCAUCAGGGAUGUGGAGAACAAGGACAAGCACAACAUCGUCAGCGUCCACAUCUUCGUCACGCAGUUCCAGCAGAAGUUCGAUCUGAGGACCACCAUGUUGUACAUCUGUGAGCGACACUUCCAGAAGGUGGAAAACCGCAGCCUGCUGACUGGCCUCCGGGCUGUCACCCACUUCGGGCGGCCCGAGUUUGAUGAGUUCCUCAACUCUCUCCACUAUGAACACCCACAGGUUCGCCGCGUGGGCGUCUUCAGCUGUGGUCCAGGCCCAAUGACCAACUCAGUCCAGGCAGCAUGUAGUUACCUCAACACUCUGGAGGGGCCAAGCUACACCCACCACUUCGAGAACUUCUAGACUCAGCGUCCUCAUCAAGCAUCACGUCCAACUUCGCAAGUCGGGUUCUCUACAUUUGUCACUUAGAGAUACAGCGGACAUACGCACCGCUGAUUGGCGACCUUGACCACUGUGUAAAGGUGAAGGACGACGUAGCAUGUAACAGCAGAACCAUAACUGACGUGUAUGCUUGGGAGCUGUGUUGUUUUGAUUUAGACUGCCAUAUUAUCUGGCGAAGACGCCACGAGUCUCUCGCUACAUUGUAUAUAGAGAGUAGAGAAUUGUAAGUUACUAUACAGAAGUACUUCAGCCCUGUGACGGGGACCUAGGGUCCUUGAUAGAGUGCACGUACUCGUGUGUGUCUCCACAUUGGUAAACCUAUGUCACAUUUAGCUUAUUUCAGCUGUAAUGAGCUUAAUCGGCGUUAUAGCGAAGUCCACUUACAUUCACAUUUACUGACAGCCACGGCAGUUUCCAGACGAGUUACGUCCAGCUAGCCACCAGACACCGUGACAGCCCAUGGAGUGCGGUUACAGGCGUGAUGGACUCGCAUCUUCCUUGUUUAGUCACGACAUUGUGUUUGAGAGUGACUUGACAAAUCCCUGUACGAUUUCCUGCGAGAUCACGAGCGAAUGCCAUAUGUCAUAACAGGGUAUAUUGUCUCGGAAUGUAUGCUAUGUGUAAUUAGAUUUCUAUGUAUAUUUAAAGAGAGUUAUUCAAGGAUGUAUCUAAUUGCCUGCUCGAUCCUUUGAAUGCAUAUGGAUUCUGAUAUUUUACCUAAUCCCGGAUCAAACACGUCCUUUCUGUAACCAUUGUUUCACAUCCCCAUUGCGUCAUCUCAACUGGCACUAUUGUGAUGUUUAUUAACAUGUUGAUAUAUUUUACAAGAAUAUGAUGUACUUAUUAUUGACAUAUAUAAAUACAUUAGGUAAUGUGUACACUCAAAGGCAAACAUGUUCCUAUAUUUCACACGGAGAUUCGUCCCAAGCCAAUACCGUUAAAGUCCUCUGUUUAUUUGGAGAUUAAACGUGUACCGAUGUUUCAUUGGGCUGUGGAUGGCGGCAAUAUGCCCUGUAAAACUAUCAUCUAAAAUUCAUAUUGUACCCAGGAAAGUUUGUUAUUUACCCACUUUUGGUCACAUUUUCUUUAUAUUAUGACAGCAGUUUGUAAUCCCACAGUGGAGGUGCGAUCGUCUAUCUAUACAUACAGACUUAAAGUCAUAUCAUUAUUAUUAUUAUUAACUCAGUUAUCAAUAAAAUGUUAUGGUCACUGA
Molecule: messenger RNA, 6203 nt
Organism: Haliotis rufescens (red abalone)
Lineage: Eukaryota; Metazoa; Mollusca; Gastropoda; Lepetellida; Haliotidae
Product: dual oxidase 2-like
Exons: 31
Coding region: 368-4951 (1527 amino acids)
Biological process (GO): response to oxidative stress; defense response; superoxide anion generation
Cellular component (GO): NADPH oxidase complex; plasma membrane
Molecular function (GO): heme binding; superoxide-generating NAD(P)H oxidase activity; calcium ion binding
Source: RefSeq, a predicted model, not a curated record